Hansenula anomala is the source of this 1371-nucleotide messenger RNA. It is a transcript of the gene ENT1, whose product is annotated as epsin. Gene Ontology annotation, cellular component: endosome; plasma membrane; clathrin vesicle coat. The record is from RefSeq and is a predicted model, not a curated record. Gene Ontology annotation, molecular function: clathrin binding; phospholipid binding. The transcript is spliced from 4 exons. The annotation marks the transcript as partial. Lineage: Eukaryota; Fungi; Ascomycota; Saccharomycetes; Phaffomycetales; Wickerhamomycetaceae. Gene Ontology annotation, biological process: actin filament organization; endocytosis.
AUGUCUAAGGCAUUCGUCCGUUCAAUCAAAAAUGUUGCCAACGGCUACUCCAGCGCCCAAGUUAAAGUCAGGAAUGCUACCUCUAAUGAACCCUACGGUCCCAGCACCUCUGAAAUGGAGGACAUAGCGGAUAUGACCUAUGAACACGUUGAAUUCCUAGAAAUUAUGGAUAUGCUUGAUCGUCGUUUGAAUGAUAAGGGGAAAAACUGGAGACAUGUUGCAAAGGCCUUAACAGUUUUGGAUUUUAUUGUCAGGGCAGGCUCAGAGAAUGUUGUUUUAUGGUCUAAGGACAAUUUGUACAUCAUCAAGACCCUUAGAGAAUUCCAGUACGUGGAUGAAGACGGUCAUGAUCAAGGAACAAUUAUUCGGGUCAAAGCGAAAGAAUUAACCUCUCUUCUUCGAGAUGAUGAGAGAUUGAGAACAGAGAGGAGUAUGAGAAAUGAUAGAAGACGUAGAAGACGUCCUCAAAGAUCAUCAAGCUUUGACUCAAAUGGUGAUAGCCGCAGCAAUGAGGAACUGGAUGAAGACGAUGAGCUUCAAAAAGCAUUGAACGAAAGUAGACUUACAGCAGAAGAAGAAGAAAGAAGAAGAAAGGCAAACGCAUCGGAUGACGAUGGGUUGUCAACUGCUCUCAGAUUAAGUCGUGAAGAAGAAGAGGCUAGAAGGGCAAGAGAGUCCCAACAACAAAAUCUUUUGGAUCUAUCAGAUACCCAAGCUGGUCAGCAAUAUGACGUUUUUGGAAACCCUAUCAAUGCUAUGAAUACAGGCUAUCUUCAAAAUGCCUAUGGUAAUGAUUAUAUGCAACAAUUACAACAGCAGCAAUAUCUUCAACAACAACAACAACAACAACAACAGGAACAAGAAUAUCUACAACAAUUACAAUUGCAACAACAACAACAACAACAGCAACAAUAUUUGCAACAACAACAACAACAACAACAACAAGAUUAUCUUCAGCAACAAUAUCUUCAGCAACAACAGCAACAACAGCAGCAAUAUCUCCAAUAUCUUCAACAGCAGCAACAACAGCAACAACAGCAACAACCUCUCAAAACAGGCUCUAACAACCCUUUCUCUAUUAACAAUGAUUCUUCUGCAUCUACUGAAUACUCUGAGCUCAACACAUUACUUGCUACUGGUACUGGUAUUGAUACAUUUGGUAACGAAGGUAAUUUACGUAUUCCAGCCCAAUUUACAAAAUCAACCAACUUUAUUAAUUCCUCUGGUACUGGUAUUCGUACCGACACCACAUCGGCUAAUCCAUUUAUGCAAAAACAGUAUACGGGUGUUGCCAGUACUGGUAUUAUUCCAUCAUAUACAGGUUAUGGGUUUGGAAACCAAAGCCAACAACCACAACAACGUCAACAGAAU